AUGAACUACACCUAUCUUCCCUCCUCGCCGUUCUCGCAAUCUCCGGUGAUCGUCAUGACAACCAAUCCGGCCUCGAAGAAGAUGAACAACCUCAUCACAAAUCCCAACGUGUCCCUACUAGUGCACGACUGGGUCUCGCACCGUCCUCCCACCUCUCAGCGCCGCAUGUCCGGCGGCUCGCCCGGGCCCGAGCACCGCUCCUCGCUCGCCUCGCUCCUGCUGAACCUCAACACUUCAGCGAUGUCCUCCAUCUCCGCAACAAUCAACGGCGCCGCGCGGCUCGUCGACGCCGGAAGCGACGAGGAGCAGUACUACCGGCAGCAGCACCUGGAGAACAACACCUUCGACAGCGAGGGCUCCUCAUUCGGGGCCAUGUUCCAGGGGAGUAGUCUCGGGAAUGGCAACGGAAACGUACAACAGCAACAGCAAGGCGAGGACGGCGGUCGCGGUUGUUUCGUCGCCGGCGAGGAGGUGAGAGUAAUCGUGGUGGGAAUUCAGGAUGUGCGGAUAGCAGAUUGGAAAGGAGGUGUUCGGGACUGGGUCAUUACGCCUGGCCAACAAGGCCAAGCCCAGGUGAACGGUGUCCCUUGA
Molecule: messenger RNA, 591 nt
Organism: Phaeoacremonium minimum UCRPA7
Lineage: Eukaryota; Fungi; Ascomycota; Sordariomycetes; Togniniales; Togniniaceae
Product: putative pyridoxamine phosphate oxidase protein
Exons: 2
Coding region: 1-591 (196 amino acids)
Cellular component (GO): nucleus; cytoplasm
Source: RefSeq, a predicted model, not a curated record